UUCUUCUCCAAAAUUUUGUGGUGAAGAAGUUUUGACAUUUUUUCUUCGCGGAAAGGAUUUUUUGCAAUUUUCCCAGGUUUUUCAUUACUCUUCCGGGUAAAAGUAGUUUGUGCAUCUUCCCCCAAGUGGAUAUUUCGUGUAGACUGUCCAGAGUCCGCGAAAUUCUCCCCAGAAACGUCAUUUUUUCAUCACAAAAGGGCAAUUUUUUGGAUCCUUAUCUUCAUCACCAGUAAAGUAUUUUAGCUGAAAAUGACUGAGAGACAUACAUUUGGUGGGAAUCUCAAUCCCAUCACUUGCCAUGCCUGGAACAAAGAUCGAUCUCAAAUUGCAAUUUCCCCAAACAACCAUGAGGUGCAUAUCUACAAGAGGGAGGGUUCUGCUGAUUGGAAGCUGCUGGAUGUGCUGAAUCAGCAUGAUUUGCGCGUGAUGGGCAUUGAUUGGGCUCCCAAUACGAAUCGCAUUGUAACGUGUGCCGUGGACAGGAAUGCCUACGUGUGGACUCAGGGAGAUGAUGGGAAGUGGAAGCCGGCCUUGGUGUUGCUUCGUAUCAACCGGGCUGCCACGUGCGUCAAGUGGUCACCGCUGGAGAAUAAGUUUGCCGUGGGAUCUGGGGCCAGGCUCAUCUCUGUGUGCUACUUUGAGCAGGAGAACGAUUGGUGGGUGUCGAAGCACAUCAAGAAGCCCAUCAGGUCUACUGUGACAUCACUGGAUUGGCAUCCCAACAAUAUCUUACUCGUGGCUGGCUCCACGGACUACAAGGUGCGCGUUUUCUCGGCCUACAUCAAGGACAUUGAGGAUCAGCCCUCUCCCACACCGUGGGGCACCAAAAUGCCCCUCGGACAGCUCAUGGCGGAGUUUAAGCAUUCCGAACGUGGUGGGGGAUGGGUGCACAGUGUCAGCUUCUCCGCGGAUGGCAAUAGAAUCUGCUGGACGGGACACGAUGCAGCCAUAAAGGUUGCUGAUGCAUCCAAUGGGAUGCAAAUCACCAAGAUUCGAACACCCUAUCUUCCCUUCCUGUGCUGCGAAUGGAUCUCCCCACGAUCCGUCGUUGUUGCCGGGCAUAGCUGCAUGCCACUCAUCUAUACCCUCGGGGAAGGCAAUGAGAUUGCACUGUAUGCCAAAUUGGAUCAGACGCAGAAGAAGGAAGCCGGAGGGAUUUCUGCAAUGCGCAUCUUCCAGUCACUCGACAGGAAUUUGCGCACUGAGAACACGGAUACGAACCUCGAGUCAAUCCAUCAGAAUGCAAUUGCUUGCCUCAGGAUUUUCGGAGGGAAUAAGGCGUCUGUGACGCGUAUCAGCACUUCCGGACUCGAUGGUCAGCUAGUCAUUUGGGAUUUGAACACUCUAACACGCUCAAUGCAGGGACUUCAGCUGUAAGUCCGGAAGCACCUCAUUGUGCAGAGAAAACAUGCGGGAGGGGGCUUGUAAUUCAUUUUAUUGACCCAACACCCGCUCAAAUACAGAGUUUAUAAAUCAAACAGAA
Molecule: messenger RNA, 1483 nt
Organism: Lutzomyia longipalpis
Lineage: Eukaryota; Metazoa; Arthropoda; Insecta; Diptera; Psychodidae
Gene: Arpc1
Product: actin-related protein 2/3 complex subunit 1A-B
Exons: 3
Coding region: 250-1377 (375 amino acids)
Biological process (GO): Arp2/3 complex-mediated actin nucleation
Cellular component (GO): actin cytoskeleton; Arp2/3 protein complex
Molecular function (GO): actin filament binding
Source: RefSeq, a predicted model, not a curated record